This is a messenger RNA of Acanthosepion pharaonis, 771 nucleotides long. Lineage: Eukaryota; Metazoa; Mollusca; Cephalopoda; Sepiida; Sepiidae. The record is from the annotation of a GenBank genome assembly.
AUGUCGACUAGUGUCCUUAUUGUAUUACACCGAUUGUCCUCAGACGAAAAAUGUGAUAAAGCAGACGACCACAGAUUUCACAUCCAUGUUACAGGUGUCUUUCCUUUUAUCUUUCAUUCAAAUAUUUUUCAUUCAUUUCUGAUUUCCAUUCAUGUUUUCUUAUUUUUUUUAUUUGAGGUGUUUUUUAUUUGUUUCUUAUUUUCAUUCACAUUUCUUCCUUUCUUUCAUAUAAUUUUUCAAUUGUUUCACAUUUUCAUUCAGGUUAGUUUCUUCCCAAUGCUAGUUAUUCACAUUUCUUCCUUUCUUUCAUUCAUAUUUCUUCUUUUCUUUCAUAUAAUUUUUCAAUUAUUUCACAUUUUCAUUCAGGUUACUUUCUUUCCUACGCUAGUUAUUUAUUUUAGAUUUCCAGUCACAUUUCUUUCUUUCAAAUAUAUUUUCAAUAAUUUCAUAUUUUUAUUCACAUUUCUUUUUUAUUGCUUCGUUUCUCUUUCUUCUAAAUGCUUUUUAUUUAUUUACUAUUUUCAUUCAGGGUUUCCAUCCUUCCUUCCUUCCUUUCUUUCUUUCUUUUUUGUUCCUUCCUUCUUUCCUUUCUUUCAAAUAUGUUUUAUUUAUUUCAGAUUUUCAUUCAUGACAUUUCGAAACGUCCCAGAAAUGACUGCGGAUAUAAAUUCCUUAUCAGACCACACGAUCACUAGUUUCAUGAUUGUACUCACUAAGCUCUGCCUGCAAAUACAAAUAUACUGUUUGCAAACAGAAAGACAAAAUCAAUAA